Messenger RNA from Mercenaria mercenaria, 1811 nucleotides. RefSeq lists its product as uncharacterized. The transcript is spliced from 3 exons. The record is from RefSeq and is a predicted model, not a curated record. The coding region runs from base 495 to 923 and encodes 142 amino acids. NCBI's taxonomy places the organism in Eukaryota, Metazoa, Mollusca, Bivalvia, Venerida, Veneridae.
AUCUACUCAUGGAACUCAUACUCAUUAGAUUAGAUCCAUCUUCUUUUGUGUAAUAAUUGCUAAGUAAUAAGUUUAUAUUACUGGAUACUUAAACAUUGUAUACUCUAAUAUGUAUAAGAGAGAUUAACAUUUUAUAUUCAACAGCAUGCCCAUUCACGCACUGCAGUACGUGAAUCACGUACAAAAUAUCAAAUGCACGCAUAAAAAUCACUUGUUGGGGGUACAUGCACGCAGAGAUUCGGAACUCUAGUUCAGCUGCAAUAUCGCUGUUUAUUUCAUCGCGCACUUGCCAAUUGUUUGGUAUGGUCUAAAACGCAGAUCCGGUCCAAGAACGUUAUAAUUUCGUUUCCAUCACCGAAUUCUCGGCGUAAUUGUCAGCUGUAUAGAGGGGUUUGGUAAAUGUUUUAGUCGGACGUCAUACGGGUCGUGUGCAAAAAAAGAAUGGAUACGAAACGCAAAAAGGCAUUUUAGCUUUAAUAAACUCAGCAAAAGGCAUGUCAACAAGAAGAAAAUUUAACGAGAUGUUUGAUCGCUUAUUAAGCUACAGACCAAGAUAUGUGUUCAUAAACUUAGGAGGAAACGAUAUUACUGCUGAAUGUGAUGCCCAGACGAUCUACCUGGAUAUAAUCGACAUUGUUGGGAAGUUGUACAAUUCUGGCGUCGAACGUGUAUUCGUUGCCAGCAUAGUGGAGAGGGGGAAAUUUCCUCACUGGACAGGGCUGAACCAUAAAAUAUUCACUGUUUGUAGAAGAUAUAUCAACAAAAAACUGAAAAAAUACCUCAGAAAUGACUUUGUGCAAGUUGGAAAGAGGCUAAUGUUUCCAAGACAUUAUGAUUCGGACUUAGUGCACCCUGGAUUUCAAGAAGGAGGAAUGAACAUAUUUAAGCACGAAAUAUUGAGGGCAUUUAAACGGACUUUAUAAAGAUAAUGUUAAUGAAAACCGACGCAUGAUUGUAUAAUGCCAUAUCAGAUUUUUUCGUAAUAAAGUAUUAUUAAUAAAUUAUCUGUAAUUUAACUGCCUCCUGUAAAUAUCCUGGGCGUCGUCGCCUAAACCUUCGAAACAUGGAAAUGCUUAGUAAGUUUAUGCGUUUCACUUAAGCUAUACCACAUCAAAUUAAGAGAAGUGGAAUGAAAAUCUAUCUUUAUAUCUAAAUAUUAAUUGAUAAUAUAAUAGUAUGAAAUUAUUUAUCUUAUCAACAUAUGCCUUAAAUAAUUUUUUAUUGAUAAUGUAAUAAUGGUUUUCAAUCUGCAAUUUAAAUAUUUCACGAUAUUAUCAAAGGGUAAUAUUAGAUUAAUAUUAUAUGCUAAAAGAAAGGGAGUUAAUUACGAAAUACGAUAAUAUGAUCAUUUUAAUAAGUGUCGUUCAAGAAGUGAGGAUUUUUUCUGCUAAUCGAUUAAUUUCAAUUAAUUUUAGCACUGAGGAAAUUGUUCCAAUGCAAUUCGCAUAUCAAAAAAAUACAGUUCGUAUUUUUUAUUUAAUUACUUAAGCUCAAAUUUCCAUUUUCUAUUUAUCCCGAAAACCCGUCUUAGAUCAGUUAUUCCUUACUGUACAUCAAUAUACAACAUAGGUAAAUACAUUAAUACAGUGUUUCCUACAAUGUCAUUCAUAUCAAAGAGCUAUAAAAAUAAAUGUAUUUUUAGUUCUUUGUUCAUAUCAAAGAGAUUGCAACAGAUAAAAAUGACUUCUACUAUAAAGCAAUACAUAAUUUUAAAACAUGCUUGUACCAUUUUGGUAGAUCUAUGUUUACACUGUACAUAUUUUUGUAUAGGCUAUAAACAUUGUAAUGAAUGUUUUAUGCUUGAAUAAAUU